ACACGUCCAGAAAUCACCCUCUAUGAAUCACCCUACCUACUGAAAGAAACGUCCUUUGGGUUUAUAGGGUUUUUAUCCAGGCUCUAGCUAUGGAAAAUCUCAGCAGAGAAUAAGCGACAGAGAGUAAGUGCAUGCAGGGAAGGACGACAGAAGCGAACGGAUAUUUAGAGGAACAUCAAAGUCCCGAUUUGUUCCCUUGGAGCUGGAUAUUUCAAUAAAAGUUGCUAAGAAUUCAGGGGUUUUUCUGCCAAGUCCAGUAUUCAUCUCUCUCCUAUUUUGCUAUGGAGGGGGAAUCCACUGAAGAGUUUCUCUUCAAAGACCAGGACUUCUCCUCUGAACUGCUGAAGCAGCUGAAUGCUCUGCGGCAGAGUGGGAUGCUGACUGAUGUUGCCCUCUGUUCCGGGGGUUUUGAAAUCCCCUGUCACCGAAAUGUGCUGGCUUCCAGCAGUCCGUACUUCAAGGCAAUGUUCUGUAAUGACUUCAGAGAGAGUCGCCAGGCUAAAGUCAUCCUGAAGGGCAUCGACGCCAACAUUUUGGAUCAGAUUAUCCUUUAUGUUUACACAGGGGAGAUUCUUAUAUCCACUGAGAAUGUCCUGUGCCUGUUGGAGACUGCCUCCAUGCUGCAGUACACUAAGCUAUUUGAGGCCUGCUCUGCCUACCUUCAAGACAAGCUGACUCCUGACAACUGUCUGAGCAUGAUUAGACUGGCAAAAAUCUUGAACUGCCAAAGUCUGAAUAAGAAAGCCAAGGCUAUGGCUUUGAAAUGCUUUCCUGUGGUGGCCUCUUCUGAGGACUUGAAGGACCUUUGUCCCUUGGAGCUCAUCGACUACCUUGGGGACGAUGAACUCUGUGGGGAGGAGGAGCAGGUCUUUGAGGCACUGAUGGUCUGGGUCCGGCACGACCUCCAGGCACGACAAGGCUACAUCCAAGAAUUGUUCAAGAAAGUCCGGCUUCAAUACGUCCAUCCAACUUUCCUCUUCCACUUCAUUGCCAAUGACUCACUCGUUCAGUCCUCACCCACUUGCAGGAGCAUCCUUGAGUCAGCCUGGAGACAUAUGUUUUCCCUGUACAGCACCAACGCACCUGACAUCAAACCCAUGAUGCAUGUUCCUCGCCGGUACUCCAACCAAGAGUUCCUCAUCAUCAUUGGUGGCAGGAAGGACAGCCAGCAGACGAGGGAUGUCCUGCUCUAUGAUGACAAGACAAACCAAUGGCUGAGCCUGGCCAAACUUCCCAUGCACCUGUACAAAGCCUCUGCAGUGAGUUUACACAGCAACAUUUAUGUGCUCGGAGGGAUGCCUGUUAGUAAUAAGAAAAGCCUGGUCAGUGGUAAUAUUUACAUUUACUCCCUCAAACUCAAUCAGUGGAGGUUGAUUGAGCAUAUGUUAGUUCCACGUUACUCCCACAGAAGUCUGGCAUAUAAAAAUUAUAUUUUAUCAUUCGGUGGAAUUGGUGAAAACCAGGAAAUCCUGAAUUCUGUGGAAAGAUAUGAUAGUGUCUACAACACCUGUGAGAGCAUGGCAAACAUGCCUGUUGCUGUUCUUCACCCUGCUGUUGCUGCCAAAGAUCAGAGGGUCUACCUCUUUGGGGGAGAAGACAUUAUGCAAAACCCAGUUCGACUGAUCCAGGUUUACCAUGUGUCCAGGAAUACAUGGUUUCGGAUGGAGACUAGAGUGGUGAAGAAUGUCUGUGCACCAGCUGUCACAAUUGGAGACCAGAUUAUCAUCAUAGGUGGGUACACCAGGAGAAUCAUUGCUUAUGAUACAAAAGGCAACAAGUUUGUUAAAUGUGCAGACAUGAAGGACAGACGAAUGCAUCAUGGGGCCACUGUCAUCAAGAACAAGUUGUAUGUCACAGGAGGACGAUGUCUCACCACAGACAAUGUCAUCAAGGACCUGGAUUCCUUGGACUGCUAUGAUCCAGAGACUGACACGUGGACACCAAAGGGAAAACUGCCACAUAGACUCUUUGACCAUGGAUGCCUUACGCUCCAGUGUGUCCCCUGUUCUAACCUUCUCUAAACGAGCUUUGGUACUUCCUUUGUGCUUUCCUUCCCGGAAAGGACUUGCCUCGCUCUGCAGAGAGCACAUGGGGAAUCCUUAUGGGGUCAGGCAAACUCUUGACUUUAAAUGCACAAGAAGCGCUAGUCCUUCCCAGACCCUGUGCCAGAAAGAUCAUAAGCUCUGUGCUUGUGCCUAUUCACCUGACUGGUAUUGCAUAUGGUGCUGCUGAGUCCAGUGUGGAGGCCUUACCCAGUAUCUCAAUAGAAAAAAGAUACUGGGUAAGAACCCAUUGUAGGAUUUGGCCUUGUACAGACUGUAAAAGGAAAAGUGAGUAGGGAUGCUGAUAUCUCCAGGGAAAGUAAGAUCUGGAUAACCUGCCUUUGUUGGCAUGCAAACUCAGCUGCCUGGGCAGCCCUUAGCUGCUCGGUGCUGACCAAGCUUUCUGUUUCCCGUGAUGGGAGCAUUUAGAAUAGGAAGCCCUGAGCUUCAGUCUUGUAGCCAGGCCAGCAGCAGCUGCCUGCAUUAGCUAUGGUAGUCAUCUCAUAAGAAAUAAAAUUUUAAUGUUCCUAACAGCAAAUUAGAAAUAAGCAAAAGACUGAUGGUUUGAUCUGAACUCUCAUAUUGCAGCAAAAUGCAGAUUUGACUUUUCUGAGCUAACACUCUUUCAUAGUGAAGGGAAGACUUUUGUUCCCCCUGCCUGCCCUCUGAAGGAGCAGGAGAAGGUGGGAUGGAAUUUAAGAUUGUCUGCAUCUUCUUUUUCAAGGGAUCUUGUUUUGCAGGGAUCUUCUCCUUUUGCAUCAGUAGUAGCAGUGGGGUUAGUUAGGAAGAGUUUGGCUGAUGGAAUUCUUGAAAUUUGGAAUAGCAGAGAGGACAUAUGGAGGAAAGGGGAUAUAAAAGAGAAGAGGUAUUUAGGAGGAACAAUUUCUUUUUCCCUUUCUCCUCUCUCCAAACCACUGGGAAAAAAACCAUGAGACAAAGCCAGUGACAGGAAGCCAGCUUUCCAAGAAGAGCAAGUCUAAAUCUGCCACUUGGCAAAGCAGCUCUGGCUCCACCAAUAUUUUUGUGGGGUUCUGCCACUAAGUACAUACUUUUAAAGGGAGGGGAUUAAUCAUCAGAUACUGAACAGGCUGUGAACUGCUGUUAGGUCACCAGGCUUGGUAAGAUUGCUGAGAUAGCAAGGAGCUUUAAAGAUAGCACUGAUGUCCACCAUCCAAAGAAAGGAUGGUAGGAAGAACACCCCUUUUUGAAAGAAAGUGGGACUUUUCCAAGGGUACAGGGUGGCAUGAGGAAACCACACUCAACCUCCCUCUUUACAGAAGGCUGCACAGGCAUGUCGUCACCACUACAUUGCAGUAAACUAACUCGGGAUCCUAAGAUCCCCUCCCAUAAAUCUGUGACUGGGAGUAGAAGGGUGACUGAAAUAGUUAAUGAAGUGGGGGGCUGGAAGAAAGUAUUUGGUAUCAACUGCUGUUGUAACAAUGUGGAAUAAAAGGGUUAUUAUUGUUUGUAUGA
Messenger RNA from Manacus vitellinus (golden-collared manakin), 3515 nucleotides. It is a transcript of the gene KLHL38, whose product is annotated as kelch like family member 38. The coding region runs from base 282 to 2021 and encodes 579 amino acids. The transcript has 4 exons. The record is from RefSeq and is a predicted model, not a curated record. Gene Ontology annotation, molecular function: protein binding. Lineage: Eukaryota; Metazoa; Chordata; Aves; Passeriformes; Pipridae.